Cuscuta campestris is the source of this 1032-nucleotide messenger RNA. Lineage: Eukaryota; Viridiplantae; Streptophyta; Magnoliopsida; Solanales; Convolvulaceae. The record is from the annotation of a GenBank genome assembly.
CACAGACACAUUUAGUGUACAAAUGGGCCGGGUACCCCAUUUUGCAUGCCCCUAUUAGCAUCCAUAUAUUCCAGUAAGCAGUAUCAAAUCGAUCGAUGAUCAUAAAUGGCGGAGGGCAAAUACGUGGAGCUCACCAAGGAUCAAGAAGCCGUCGAUAACAUCAUCCCGGGCGAGCUCAACCAGCCCAUUGAUGUUGACAAGCUGAGUUGCCGGAGAUGCAUUGAAUGUGGGCAACCCUUGCCUGAAAGCUACCAACCUCCUGCUGAUGAAGAUUGGACCACUGGGAUUUUCGGUUGCACGGAAGAUACUAAUAGUUGCUUGACUGGACUCUUUUGUCCAUGUUUAUUGUUCGGUCGAAAUGUCGAAAGGCUUAAUGAAGAAAUAUCCCAAAGAGGGGCAUGCUUUGGCCAUGUAAUUUGUGUUGAAGGUGGCAUCACUCUUGCUGUUGCGACAGCAGCAUUGCAUGGCGGCAUUGAUCCCCAUACAAUGUGCCUCAUUACCGAGGGCCUACUCUUUGCGUGGUGGGUCUGUGGCAUCUAUACAGGCAUGGGGAGGCAAGCAUUGCAGAGAAAAUACCAUCUAAAGGAUGCACCUUGUGACCCAUGCUUGGUACAUUGCUGCUUCCACUGGUGUGCUGUGUGCCAGGAGCACAGAGAGAUGAGGAAUCACCUGGCUGAAACCACUCCAUCAGUAGUAACCAUUGUAGAGCCGCCACCCGUUCAACAGAUGAGUGCUGGCGCGAAACAGGAAGCAGAAUCUUCGUCGGGCAAAGAAAUCGUUAGUGCGAGUAAUUCUUAAAACUUGGACAGAAGUAGUAGUUCUUGCUGCUGGCUUUGUUCAUGGAACCCUUUCAAACCAAAUAAUUACCUGAAAGUAUUUCUGUCCAAUGGUCAAUAGUUGAAUUUGAAAUGAAAGACGAAGAAAGAGGUUUCUCUCUUUUGCUCUCUAACCAGAUACAAAAAAUCAUUUUCCGUAUCAUUUUCUUUUCCAUAUUUUUUGAUCAAACAUUGGGUUAAACAGUGUUUCGAAACU